GACUCAUUGAUUUUCUUUUGAGUACGACGCUGUUACGCUGGAGACUGGUGCAAGUGCAAAUUCGAUUUUCCAUUUAAAUACGAAAAUCAAACAGUGUAUUUGUAGUGCACCAUUAUUAAGCAUAUUACAAAAACAAUAAGAACAAAAAAAUUAAUAAAAUAAUUUUUGAGAAUUGCAAAAAUUGCGUGUAACCAAAAAUAAGUUGGAGUAAUAAAAUAAUUGAAAGUUUGUUGGAAAAAAUAACUGUACGAAAGAACUCAGAGAGACUGAAUUUUUUAUAAUAAAUUCCAUUAAAUUAAUGGUGCAUAUGUUCGUGUGCAAUAUUACCGCAUUUUUGGAUUACUAAACAACGCAGCCAGAAUGAAUAAGUUGUUCAUAUUCAGUUGCCUCAUUUUGGGCACACAAAUCCAACAGUCGUACCAACAACAAGACUACACCACACCAGUGCCGAUAUUGAAACAAAUCGAUCGCCACAACGACGAUGGCUCAUAUACAUAUGGCUAUGAAGCAGCGGAUAGGAGUUUUAAAAUCGAAACGAAAUACCCGAGUGGUGAGGUAUUUGGCAAAUAUGGUUAUUUAGAUGAUCAGGGCAAGUUGCGUGAGAUCGAGUAUGGCGCUAGUAAGCGUGGUUUCGAACCAGCUGGCAGCGACAUAAAUGUGCCACCGCCCACGCUUACUAACAAUAACCCUUAUCCGUUGGGUCCAAACGAAAUCGACGAUGGUCAGUAUCGUGAAGAUCCCGCUGUUUACUACAAGGAUCAAAAGUUCAAUCGUCCACCAGUUGCAGCAAGCAAAUUCAGUUUGGACAAUUUACAUCAACCACAAAGACAGCAAUACAACCCACCUGCGCCACAAUACUACAAUCCACCACCACCACCGUCGCAGCCACGUUAUCAACAAUUCGGAUUUCAGCAUCAACCACCUCAAUUCCGGCAACCACCUCCACCACCACCGCCUCCGCAACCACGUUAUCAGCCACAAUACCAACCACAGUAUCAACCACAAUAUCAGCAGCGUUCCUACCAACCAUCCCAACCGCAGUCCCAAUACCCAUAUGGCAGUUUGCCUCAACAUCACCAUCCGGCGCUAAAGAAUCUCGAUAUCUGGAGUGGUUCGUAUAGCAUUGAUUACACGGGCAGACGCAAGUAGAAGGUUGGCAUGUGUACUAGAAUGUGCGUGGUUUGCCCUUGCUGAAAAGUCAUGGUAAAGCUUGUGGAUUCUGAGUUAUGUCUGUCGUGUCGUGUGAAUUGGAACGAGCUGUGGCGUGAGCGUUGAGAUCGUCAUCAUUAAGACUUGUACUGAUUUCGUUGAACAACUCAAUCAGUUACUAAGAUUUUUUACAUGUAAAUAUGUUUGCAAUAUUUUAUUAACGCCUAUUAGUUAGUAAAGGCGAACGAGUCGAAAUAUAUGUACAUAUAUUUAUCUAUAUUUUUUAUACUUUAUAAUAACUGAUUUAAGCCUAAAACAUAACGAUAGCGAUGGAAAUUUAAAAAUAAAUACAAAAAUCUUGAGA
Messenger RNA from Zeugodacus cucurbitae (melon fly), 1513 nucleotides. RefSeq names its product activating signal cointegrator 1 complex subunit 2 homolog (gene Cpr97Eb). Gene Ontology annotation, molecular function: structural constituent of chitin-based larval cuticle. The transcript has 3 exons. The coding region runs from base 361 to 1149 and encodes 262 amino acids. NCBI's taxonomy places the organism in Eukaryota, Metazoa, Arthropoda, Insecta, Diptera, Tephritidae. Gene Ontology annotation, cellular component: chitin-based extracellular matrix. The record is from RefSeq and is a predicted model, not a curated record.